Messenger RNA from Humulus lupulus (European hop), 930 nucleotides. RefSeq lists its product as uncharacterized. The transcript has a single exon. The record is from RefSeq and is a predicted model, not a curated record. Gene Ontology annotation, molecular function: zinc ion binding; nucleic acid binding. Lineage: Eukaryota; Viridiplantae; Streptophyta; Magnoliopsida; Rosales; Cannabaceae. Bases 1 to 930 code for a protein of 309 amino acids.
AUGGCAUCGUCAUUCUUCCACAAAUACUUCCCUAACCACAAGACCAAUGGCUUAAAAAGACAGAUUUCUACUUUUUCCCAAGAAGACAAUGAAACUCUCUAUCAAGUCUGGGAAAGGUUUAAGGAACUGUUAACUCUUUGUCCCCACCAUGGCUAUGAAAAAUGGUGCCUAGUUAGCUAUUUCUAUGAAGGCCUCACUAUUCGUGAACGCCAGUUUGUAGAAAUGAUGUGCAAUGGUGAAUUCCUUCAAAAAGAUCCUGAAGAAGCCUUGGAAUAUCUCAAUGAGCUUGCAAACAAAUCUCAUACCUGGACUGGUCCGAGUGCUACUGAAAGCACUAACCGAAAUCGACCAGCAGGAAUUUACCAAUUGAGGGAGGAGGAUAGCCUCAAAGCCCAAGUUGAGUCCUUAACAAAGCAACUUGAGGCAUUUAAGACAAAAGGUGGGCAAGGACUUCAUAUGAUUGCCCGAGCAGAAACACAUGAGCCAUGUUUUGUGUGUGGAGGAACGGAUCAUUUAGCUAAGGAUUGCUUAGCUUUUAGUGAAAUGAGGGGGGUUUAUGAAGAGCAAUGUAAUGCCUUAGGGGCCUAUAAUAAGCCAUUCACUCAUACGUACAACCCUGGUUGGAGAAACCACCCAAAUUUCAGCUGGAGAGAUCCCAACCAAGCACAAUCUUCUGGAGGGCAGUGGAGAAAUGAGCACCAGUCUCAACCAUCAAAAGCUCAACCUGCUCCUCAAUACAAUGCUCCUCCUCAAAGGAGUUCUCUUGAGAACACCCUUCAUUCAUUCAUGGAGGAGCAAGCCAAAAUAAAUCGUCAAAUGAUGGAAGAAAUCAAGGAAAUGAAAAGUCAAUUUUCAAAACUGACUGGAUCCUUGGUUAAUUCUGAAAGAGGCAAACUUCCUUCUCAGCCUCAAUUCAAUACACAAGGGUAA